UGCUUCUAAGAAUUGCGCGCAUUCUAAGUUAUUUCUAAGAAGUCAAUAAUUUCUAUUGUUGUUAGAAUCUUUAGAAUACAACCUUUUUCGCGCACUCUUAAUUAUUUAGAAGAAGACGUUAUAUUGUACCCUUGCUAGAAUUUGCUGACAAACAACAUUUGAUAUAAUCCAACUACCUGGCAGGUAAGAAAUGCUUCCAGAAACUUGAGAGUUGCAGCUAUAUAAACGGCAGUUUUGCGAGUUUAUAUUCAUUGUAAGGCGUUCUUUUGAAGUGUGAAGUUGAUUUAUAUAUGUGAAAAUAACAAGUCAAAAAAUUUAAAAUAUUACAACAUGGAUAGCAGAAGGAACAUGGAAUAUUUGUCUUCGAAUCAAUAUAUGUGAUUAUCUGACGCUGAAAAAGAGCAGUACAUACAAAACCUGUUUGACGAAAUCUCAGACGAUGAAUUAUUUGAAUUUUCCGACCCUGAAGGGGAUGAAAGCGAACAAGUAGCAGUAGCAGAUGGCGUGGUUGAAUCGGAUGUAGAAUACCCUGAUUACACAAUUGACAAUGCCCAGGUAGAUGAGGCUGAUUACGAAGAAUCUGACAAUGAAUCCGAUGCUGCAGAUGAUUCUGAGGAGAUUAAUUUGCGUGCAGCUGAAUUCGUAGCACGUGAUGGUACCAUAUGGGGCUCACAGCCACGACUUGCACGCCAAACUAGGCAACAAAAUAUUUUGCGACAGCGAAGUGGGCCCGCAAGAUCAACUACUAUGAUGUCAAUAGUCAAUAUUAUAGUAUGCUGCACCAACAAAAAAGGAGAAGCUACAUAUGCGGAAUUAAACGCAAAACAUCCAGAGGCGGAACCAAAAACAUGGAAGAAGGUUACUUUGAGCGAAAUGUAUGCGUUCAUUGGAGUGCUUAUUAUGACUGGCGCUAACUGCAGCAAUGCCGAAUGUGCGCCGGACUUGUGGUCGGUGGAAAAUUGUCCAUUAUAUCGUGCGUCAGUGGGCAUUAACCGCUUUCAGGCCAUACUGUGGUUUAUAAGGUUUGACGAUGGCAACACACGGGCACACCGUUUGGUAACUGACAAAGCUGCACCAAUAUCCGAGCUGUGGACCAUGAUGAACUACAACUCUGAGCAGUCAUAUAAGCCAAGUGAAUAUCUAACGGUAGACGAGCAGCUCUUUCCAUAUCGUGACCGCACCCGUUUCACGCAAUACAUCCCAUCGAAACCGGCAAAAUAUGGCAUCAAAGUGUGGUGGGUAUGUGAUGCCAAAAACGCAUAUCCAUUGUAUGGACAAAUAUAUACUGGUCAAGCACCUACGGGACGGGAAACUAACCAGGGUGAACACGUGGUGAAGGAUUUAGUAAGCCGCUUUCAUGGAACCGCUCGAAAUAUAACGAUGGACAAUUUUUUUACAUCCCUAAAUCUACUGCAAAGCUUGUCAUCCAUGAAUUUGACGGCAGUUGGAACUCUGCGGAAAAAUAAGCCCUACAUACCAAAGGAGAUGUUGGCACGCAAAGAUCGUGCAGAGGCGUCAAGUACAUUCGGUUUUAGGCCCAACAUAUCCAUAUGCUCCUAUGUGCCGAAAAAACAAGGCAGUUAUAUUACUAUCAUCAAUGCAUGACGAUGAUCACAGUUUUAUAACAAGACAAAAAGAGGAGUGGACGUGAUGGACCAAUUGCUUAGAGAAUAUACUUGCCAAAGGAUGACAAAGCGUUGGCCGUUGUCCCUAUUCUUCAAUAUGAUUGAUUUGACGGCAUUGGCAGCGUACAUCAUAUAUUAUGAGAAUAAUCCCAACAUCAGGUGCACCAAUGCGAAGCGUAAGAGAUUUCUUCGCCAGCUCGCCAAGGAACUCUCUAUGCCCAUAAUUGAAGAGCGGUCGGUGAAUCAGCAAGUGAUGCGGAACUUCAACACAAAAAUUGCAGUCGCGAGUUUCAUAAGUACGGCCUUGCAAAGAAGUGCUGACAAUAGGCCAUCAACGUCUGCAGCUGCUGGUGCUAAACCAAAGAAAUAGCAGGUUGGAAGCUGUUUUCUCUGCUACAUCCAUGACCAACACAGAAGACGAACGAGUAACAUGUGCAGAAUAUGUCAGCGCCCAAUACGCAUACAGCAUUCUUCAAAUACAUUUACAUGUAAUAAUUGUGAAAAUAAUGAAGACAAUUGAAUAAUAUAAAUUUGUUUGCAUAUUUAGUUAUAAGAAAUAAUCAAUAAAACAAUAUU
This is a messenger RNA of Anastrepha ludens (Mexican fruit fly), 2201 nucleotides long. Its product is annotated as piggyBac transposable element-derived protein 1-like. Lineage: Eukaryota; Metazoa; Arthropoda; Insecta; Diptera; Tephritidae. The record is from RefSeq and is a predicted model, not a curated record. Bases 748 to 1605 code for a protein of 285 amino acids. The transcript has 2 exons.